Molecule: messenger RNA, 1520 nt
Organism: Cercospora beticola
Lineage: Eukaryota; Fungi; Ascomycota; Dothideomycetes; Mycosphaerellales; Mycosphaerellaceae
Product: survival factor 1 family protein
Biological process (GO): response to oxidative stress
Cellular component (GO): cytoplasm
Source: RefSeq, a predicted model, not a curated record
ACGAGGUGUUUGGGCUUCCGUUUCAGACCACAUCGAGAUCCUGUCUCUACGCAAAGUUACUGACAUAAAAAGACGAAGCACAGGAGCCAGUUCUUCUGCGCACCUCACAUCUUCGUAUACGGCAGCACUCUCAUCAGCUCCGCAAACGUGCAGUCAUCAUGAACUGGCUGAAGAAAAGCGUGGGUCUCACAGACCACCACUAUGGCCCCGAGGGAGUGCAUUCGGUCGCCCAGCAAGCGAAAGAGACGCCCUAUACCGAGCUCACCAAAAAUGACCUGGCGUGGGAGGUCAUGAGCGGCACCAAUGUCGAGACCAAGACCUUCUACGUGGCCACCGACAGCGGCCAUAUCGCCAUGGUCCAGGUCAUCUACAGUGAUGUGAUGGGCGUACGGACAACAGCGCAGUUCAGCAGCAAAAUCUUCGCGAAAGAUGGCGGGAAAGAUCACUUGUGGGCGUCGGAUAACCUGUCCAAUUACUCCUUCUCUCAGGACAAGCAGAACUUCAAGGCCGAUGGCUGCUCGAUGGAUUUGAGCGAGGAUGGCAAGACAUACCACAUCAAGUCGAAUACGAACAAGACGGCCAUCGUGGACGUGAAGUGGACGCAAAGUGCUCCCGGGUUUGUUGUGGGUAAGAAUGGCAAGACUCUGUUCGGAACCGAGAAGGAGAAGCCGUGGGGCAGCAUGAGACAUGCAUUCUGGCCCAGGUGUCGAGUCGAGGGAACUAUCAUGACCAAGGACGGACCAUUCGAUGUGAAAGGCACAGGCAUCUUCAUCCACGCGCUGCAGGGAAUGAAGCCACACUUUGCUGCUGCCAAGUGGAACUUCAUCAACUACCAGUCGCCCAACUACUCCGCCAUCAUGAUGGAGUUCACCACGCCGCCGUCUUAUGGCUCCACGUCCGUCAAUGUUGGCGGUAUCGCCAAAGAUGGCGAGCUGAUCUUCGCCAGCUCAGACCCGGGUGUCAAGGUUGAGCAUACCGGCAUCAAAGGUGAUGAGGAGAACGACUGGCCCGAACCGAGUGCAGUCGCUGCCACAUGGGAUGGCACAACCAUGGACGGCAAAGCAGUCCACGCAGAGCUGAAGAAUGACCUUUCACGAACCGAUCGCGUAGAUGUCAUGGGUGAAGUCCCAAAAUUCGUCAAGCAGAUCGUCGCCGGUGCCGCCGGAACAAAGCCAUACAUCUACCAGUACAACCCCAAGCUGAAGCUGCAGCUCAAGAUCGGCGACGAAGUCAUCGAGGACGAAGGGCAUUUGUUCAUGGAGGCCACCUUCAUUUCCUAGCGUCUUGGACCGGUCCUAAUAGAUGAACGAAGCAUUGGCAUUAUGGAUGGUAGGCACGACCACCUCUUGGCAUUUGAACUUUUGAUGGAGUUGCGAAGGGCUCUUUGGUGAGCGCAAUAAUGGACACGAACUGCACACUGAUACCUACAACCUGAAGAUACCACCCUAUUCACGGUUAAUGACAAUGAGGAUAGAUUUGACUCCGCGCGCGGAGCUGUUUCGUUUGCUCCACUUCACUUC